UCUGGAAGGGCAGAUCAGAAUAGUCCGCUCAAGCUACACGCAAGGUCGCGUCCCCAGCUGUGGGGUUGAGGUGUUUUUAUUAUUUGGACAAAGAUGAUGUCCACCGUUAUCCGCCCGGGGGUCUUUUCCUCCUACUAUCAAGUAACCAAACACGGUGUUAAAAGCCUGGUUUUCCCUGGAGCCAAGGAGCUGCUGCCUGCUGUUGCUCCAGCAGGAACCCGCCUCGCCCACACAGACAUCAAGAUUCCUGACUUCUCCGACUAUCGGCGACCCGAGGUUUUAAAUCCCCAGAAGUCCUCACAGGAGAGCAGUGAGGCCAGGAGGGCCUUUUCMUACCUGGUGACCGGAGUCACCACCGUAAUUGGCGUGUAUGCGGCCAAAACUGUGGUCACCCAAUUUGUCUCCUCCAUGAGCGCCUCAGCGGACGUUCUGGCCUUAUCCAAGAUUGAGAUCAAGCUGGGCGACAUCCCAGAAGGCAAAAACAUGACCUUCAAGUGGAGAGGGAAGCCCCUAUUCGUCCGUCAUCGCACCGAGAAGGAAAUCGCGGCAGAGGCGGAUGUGAAUCUUGGAGAGCUGCGCGACCCCCAGCACGACAAGGAUCGAGUGCUCAACCCCAAGUGGGUCAUCGUUCUCGGCGUGUGCACCCACCUGGGCUGUGUGCCCAUUGCUAAUGCAGGAGAAUAUGGGGGCUACUACUGUCCUUGCCAUGGUUCACACUACGACGCUUCUGGAAGAAUUAGGAAGGGACCUGCUCCCCUUAACCUUGAGGUUCCCUACUACGAGUUCCCAGAUGAAGAGACGGUUAUUGUGGGAUAAAUACAAGAGAUCUUUAAACUCCUYCCUCUAAUUUAAAUUUAAUGUGUUGGUUUGAGGGGGACAUAAAUGUAAGAUUGCUAAUAGUCAUUUGCAAAGGCGCCAUUAUGUCUUAAGUGAUUCUUCACUUUCUCACUCAUCAUGAUUUGUUUAAAAUAUUGCCUCUGCAGCAAUAAAGUACUUUAAUC
This is a messenger RNA of Poecilia reticulata (guppy), 1001 nucleotides long. Its product is annotated as cytochrome b-c1 complex subunit Rieske, mitochondrial-like. The record is from RefSeq and is a predicted model, not a curated record. Gene Ontology annotation, molecular function: quinol-cytochrome-c reductase activity; 2 iron, 2 sulfur cluster binding. Lineage: Eukaryota; Metazoa; Chordata; Actinopteri; Cyprinodontiformes; Poeciliidae. Gene Ontology annotation, cellular component: membrane.